Messenger RNA from Paecilomyces variotii, 2539 nucleotides. RefSeq names its product putative ab-hydrolase associated lipase. The record is from RefSeq and is a predicted model, not a curated record. NCBI's taxonomy places the organism in Eukaryota, Fungi, Ascomycota, Eurotiomycetes, Eurotiales, Thermoascaceae. The transcript has 2 exons. Gene Ontology annotation, biological process: lipid metabolic process. The coding region runs from base 280 to 2382 and encodes 700 amino acids.
AGAUCGCGAUCCGUUUAGGGUCUGAUCUCAGAUCUCGAUUAUUAACUAUGGUAAUGAAUAAUUGCUCUUCGUCCAGGUAGGAGGUAAUAAUUUAUCUUGUAUCGCUACUGGUGCUAGUUACUUCUUAGCAUAAACUCAUUAGUCGUCUGUCUUGCUUAUUCUGCGUUGUCUAUCAUAACUGGAUCUCUCAAUUCGAUCCGAUCCGAUUCAUAUCUGCCAUGCGAUCAUUAAGCGACCGGUCUAGGCGCUCCUCUUGAUGUUCAACAGAAGAAAGAUAAAAUGGAAUCCAUAUCGAAAUCGAAAUCGAAGCUGCUGUCGAACACGCGCUCCCCGUCUCCUCGUGAAGAUAAGCCCAAGGCGGCGCUCCAGUUCGCGCGCCAGGCAGAGAAGCUUGCAGUCCGACAUGGCAGCGAUGAUGACCUGCAUGCGACGGCUGCUGUCGAAGGUAAAUUCGUCACGCCCCAUGAUGCGGUGAUUGAGACAGCCGAAGGGGGCCGAUUACCAUCGGUGCCAUUGAAGGAAGCGGAGCGGUUGAAUGAAUUGAGAGAAAGGGUCGAUACUGGCCGGCAGAGGGACUCUGGUUCGGCUGCAUCAUCUUCAUCGUCCUCGUCCCCGUCGCCGCCCCGGGAAGCAAGGGUGUUGUCAACGCGAACAUCGUCGUCUACUUUACUGGCCGAGAAGCGAAACGCGGCAAACAGUCGACCGGGGGAGUCGCAGGGACGGCUUGAUACAUGUACUCCGCCGUCGCAUACGCAUCCUCUCUUCCCUCCACUGCCAAUUUAUGGUCCGCCGUCGUUUCUGCGCAAUCUCCAGUGUCAGUCCUUUCGCGUCAUCUCGUUCUUUUUGUCAUUAUCGUUUCUGGGGGCCAUUGUGCUAGGGUCGUUGCUGAGCAGUAUCCCGACUGGAAUCAGGCAUACUUGGAUGCGAUUGAGGGGCCGGAAUCCGGAUGAGGAGCGGAAGUUCUAUCCGGAGGAGAUCCAGAGGGAGCGGGCGAGAAAGGAGGCUGCAGAGCGAUGGGAGCGGAGGCUGCGACAGAAGAAGAGUGAGGAUGAUAUGGAGACGGGCGAGGAGGAUUAUCCACCAUUGGAAGGAGGGAAGGAUCCGCUGAUCAGCGACCUCGCGUACUAUGCGAGAAGAGUCGGGCUAGAUGCGGAGAAGUUCAAGGUGCAGACGGAAGAUGGGUUCCUCAUUAACCUGUGGCAUCUUUACGAUCCGAAAGAGUAUACGCCCCUACCAGAAGAAGAGAGACAACAUCGCGGCCCAGACGUCUUUCAGGAACAGAAUAAAAAAGGAAAACACACCCCGAGGAACUCUUCGAACCGACGAUACCCUGUUCUUCUCAUCCCCGGUCUCCUCCAACAAGCGGGUACGUACUGCGCGAACGACGAUGACAGUUUGUCUUUUUUCCUUUGCAAGGCGGGAUAUGAUGUGUGGCUAGGCGACAAUCGCUGUGGAUUUGAACCGGUGCACACGAUGUUAACUUACGCCGAUCCCCGAAUGUGGGCCUGGAACAUCCGUCAGAUGGGAGUGCUCGACUUGCCUGCGUUGAUAUCGCGCGUUCUGUACCAGACGGGCUUCGACAAGCUUGGGUUGAUCUGUCACUCUCAGGGGACAACAGAGACUCUGGUGGCACUGGCGCGGGACCAGCGACCUGAGAUCGGUCAGCAUAUCUCUGUCUUCUGCGCUCUCGCUCCAGCAGCAUAUGCUGGGCCAUUGAUCAAGAAAAUGUACUUCCGCUUCAUGAGGAUCAUCAGCCCUUCAAUGUUCCGCAUCUUUUUUGGAAUCCACGCGUUCAUUCCCUUCAUGAUGACCAUCCAUUCAGUCCUCCAUCCCCGCAUCUACGGCGCCCUGGGGUACAGGGUUUUCUCUUAUCUCUUCAGCUGGACUGAUGACCGCUGGGACCGUGGCCUGCGCGAUCGCAUGUUCCAGUUCUCACCGGUCUAUGUCAGCGCGGAGAGUAUGCGGUGGUGGCUCGGCCGGGACUGCUUCGCGAAGCAGAAAUGUAUCCUUGCGACGAGGGAAGACGCAAUUCGCGAAGACCUCGAGGAUGACAGGUACGCAAACGGUCUCUGUGACGGCGACAGACGUGCCGAUGGGGCCUGGUACGGGCCUGGAGUGCCCCCGUUCGCUCUCUGGAUCGCAGGAUCCGAUGAUCUUGUGGAUGGACGUCGUCUGCUACGACGUUUUCGAAACGGUCGGGAGCCACACGUUGACGUUGUCCAUGCCAAGAUUAUCGACGAGUACGAGCAUCUAGAUGUUGUCUGGGCGCUGGAUAUGAUCGAACAGGUGGGGAAGGAGGUCAGAGAUGUUCUAUGGAAAACGGUACCAGAAGACGUAAAAGCGAGCUGCCGCAUUCCGAGAGGCGUUCAGCCGAUGAUAUGAUACCCCGUUAUCUGCGCAUUUGUAUAUAGACAUGUUUGGCAUAGCUGUGUACUUUUGGAUAUGAUUUGUAUUAUGGCAUGGCAUGACUCCUUGUCAUUAGAUUGUAUGGCUGCAUUAAUGAGAAUAUGUAUCACAGUGAAAAUCGAGUCGAUUCAAC